AUGGAGUCACCAAAAAAAGGUAAGAAAAACUUUCUAACCAAGACAUGGAAACGGUGUCGAUCUUUUCCAAGCAAAAAAAAUGUUGCCCCGGAAGGCUUUUUCCCGGUUUACGUUGGACCCGAAAAACAAUGGUUUGCGGUCAAGAUGAAAUAUGCUAAUCAUCCAUUAUUUAGGAUGCUUCUAGAAGAUGCUGAAAUUGAAUACGGGUAUGAUACACCCGGCCCGCUAUUACUCCCAUGCGAUGUUGAUCUUUUUUAUAAAGUGGUUGCGGAGAUGGAGGCUAAUGAAAUGGAGCAGCCUCGUGGAUGUGGGUUUGUAUACGGGUCGUGUAGCCCGUUUAAUCCGAGUAGGCGAAUAGGAAAUGCGCGUGGCAAUCAGAUGGCUAAAGGAUACGGUGGUUAUGGACUUCUUACUCCUUCACGGUUGCUAAUGAAUUAA
Molecule: messenger RNA, 438 nt
Organism: Erigeron canadensis
Lineage: Eukaryota; Viridiplantae; Streptophyta; Magnoliopsida; Asterales; Asteraceae
Product: indole-3-acetic acid-induced protein ARG7-like
Exons: 1
Coding region: 1-438 (145 amino acids)
Biological process (GO): response to auxin
Source: RefSeq, a predicted model, not a curated record